GUCUAUAAGAGACUUGUCAAAUAAAACUCUCAAACACAUUAUAAAUCUCUCUUUCUUCGAUUAUAUUCUACACAGUAACUAAUAACACUAACCAUAAUCCAUUAGAGCUAGAAAUGGAGAAGAUAGAACACACGAUGGUUCGUACAAACGGCAUAAACAUGCACGUGGCGUCCAUCGGGAGUGGUCCGGCGAUCCUCUUCUUGCAUGGGUUUCCCGAGCUCUGGUACUCCUGGCGCCACCAGAUGCUCUCUUUAUCCUCUCUCGGAUUUCGUGCCAUCGCUCCGGACCUCCGAGGUUACGGUGACACUGACGCGCCACCGUCGCCAGAUUCGUACUCGGCGCUCCACAUCGUGGGUGAUUUAGUGGGCCUAUUGGACCAUAUGGGCCUGGACCAGGUGUUCUUAGUGGGCCAUGACUGGGGAGCGAUAAUCGCCUGGUACUUCUGCUUGUUUAGGCCCGAUAGGAUUAAAGCUUUGGUGAAUCUCAGUGUUCCCUUCUUUCGAAGAGACCCUACUAUUAACUUCGUCGAAAAAUUCAGGGCUGCACUUGGUGAUGAUUUCUACAUGUGCAGGUUUCAGAUAGCUGGAGAAGCAGAGGAAGAUUUUUCGUGGGAUACAGUGAAAGUAUUUACGAGAAUCCUUGCAAAUCGUGAUCCAAAACCUCCAUUGAUCCCUAAAGAAAUAGGUUUCAGAGGUAUAUACAAAGACCCACUCAGUUUGCCUUCUUGGUUAUCCCAACAAGACAUCAACCACUACGCCACUAAAUUCAACCAAACUGGAUUUACUGGUGGAUUGAACUACUACAGAGCUUUAAACUUAACGUGGAGUUUGACAGGAGCAUGGACAGAAGGAAGGGUGAAAGUGCCAACCAAGUUUAUAUUAGGAGAUCUUGACCUUACUUAUCAUUUUACUGGUAUGAAAGAGUACAUUCACAGUGAAGAGGGUCUCAAGAAAGAUGUGCCUGCAUUGGACCAAGUUGUUAUUGUUGAAGGAGCUGCUCACUUUAUCAAUCAAGAGAAACCACAUGAGAUCUCUAAACACAUUUACGAUUAUUUCAUUUCCAAAUUCUGAUACAUAACUCAUCACCCCUCCCCGAAUAAUGUGUCUCAACUCUCAAUAAUUAAUUAUUAUAGUAUUGAAUAAUAUAUAUAUUUAUAUUUAUAUAUAUAUAUGUAUGAUCGUAUAAUUAAUGAAGUAUCUGAGUGAUAUCAUGAA
Cannabis sativa is the source of this 1214-nucleotide messenger RNA. RefSeq lists its product as uncharacterized. Bases 114 to 1070 code for a protein of 318 amino acids. The transcript is spliced from 3 exons. Gene Ontology annotation, molecular function: hydrolase activity. The record is from RefSeq and is a predicted model, not a curated record. NCBI's taxonomy places the organism in Eukaryota, Viridiplantae, Streptophyta, Magnoliopsida, Rosales, Cannabaceae.